Sardina pilchardus (European sardine) is the source of this 2850-nucleotide messenger RNA. Its product is annotated as RNA-binding motif, single-stranded-interacting protein 3-like. Gene Ontology annotation, cellular component: ribonucleoprotein complex; cytoplasm; nucleus. The record is from RefSeq and is a predicted model, not a curated record. NCBI's taxonomy places the organism in Eukaryota, Metazoa, Chordata, Actinopteri, Clupeiformes, Clupeidae. Gene Ontology annotation, molecular function: mRNA binding.
AACGAGAGUGAGUGAGCGAGCGAGCGAGGGAGGAAACGAGCGACAGAGUGAGCGAGCGAGAGAGAAAGAGAGAGAGAGGCUGUUGGGAGGAGUGAGGGAGAGAGACUGUGUGUGAGAGAGAGAGAGAAAGAGAGAGAGAAGCAAGGCGUGCAGAGACGGAGAAAUAAAGAGCACAUUAAGCAGGAUAGGGAGCAGGAAGGAGCGCGGGGAACCUCAACCUGAACCUCAGUCAGCUUGGCUUACGGAGCACCGCGAGACACACUGCACACACACGCGCGCACACACACACGCACACACACACUCACGGGCAUUGUUGUGGUGUGCUCUGGGCUUGGUUUUUAUUGUCGUCUGGGGGGAGACCUCUCCUUGUUAUCCUGCCUGCAGAAAAAAAGAGAAAGAGAGAGAGAGAGAGAGAAAAGCUACGGACUGCCGCGGAGAGCGUUUGAGUCUGACCGUCUGACUCCCCCCCUCCUCCUCUCUCCUACUCGUGUCCUCGGCGUGCCGUCCUCUCCUCCUCCUGCGAGUGACAGACGCUGAGUAGAGAGAGAGAAUAAAAAAAGAAAGAAAGAAAAGAAGGGACUCUCCGACACCAAUCGCCGCCACGCUCUCUCUCUCGGCUGGCUCUGCACGGACCGCUGGAAAAGGGAUCGGGAAUCGCUACGGUUUGCAAACACACACAGACACACACACACACGAGCGCAUGUGUGUGUGAGAGAGAGAGAGAGAGAGAGAGAGAGAGAGAGAGAGAGAAGAGACACGAGACGCCGGGCUGCGUCCGUCUGCAACGUCGCCGGCGCUCUUCUCAUCCCAAAGUGCAUCUGUCAGCGCAGCGCACCUCUGUGGAUAUCAGCCGCCUAAGCACACCGCGUCGAGCGCCCGGGAUCACAAGCACGCCGCUGUGAACGAGAGAGAGAGAGAGAGAGAGAGAGAUUGAGUGCCCGUGCGUGCCGGUGUGUGCGUGUGUGAAAGAGGGACAGAACAGAGAGCAAGUGAGAAAGAGAGAGAGCGAGAGAGAGAUUGAAGCGGUGGAGACGAGCACGACAGCUUUAAUAGAGAAGUGAACAGAUCCCCCACCCCUCCUCCUGUCUUCCUCCUCUACCUCCCUCGUUCUUUUUCCCCUCCUCCUCCCCCUCCUCCUCUUCUCUCUCUCCGUGCGGGUGCCAGCCAGCCGUCCAGAAGACACAAGAGCUGCCGCUGCCGUACCUCCAUCACCGCUACCUCCGCUCCGCUGCUACCGCUACCACUGCCUCCUCCACCUGCUUCUCCUCCUCUCCUCCUCCUCCUCCUCCUCUUCUUCCUCAUUCCUCCUCUUUUCUCCACCUCUAUCCCUCCGUCUUUCCCCCCUCCACACACACAUAACACUCUCGCUGGAAGCUGUUUCACACAGGCAGACAGAGAGAGCGAAAGAGAGAGCGAGAGAGAGAGAUAGCGAAAGGAAGAACGAGAGCAGAGAAUCGUUCCUUUUGUCCUCCGCGCGCGUCGCUCGUUGGGACUAUUGUGGGACUAUUGCAUUUGUCGGACUAUCAUCACUUUUCUGUGAGAGGACAUCGCCACGGAGUCUUGCAUCUCGGAAAACCGCUCGGAGCAGCUGUGUGCGUAAAGUGUCAAGGUGCGUGUGUGUGUGAGUUAACUGUCGCCACCCCGUCGCCUCUCGUCCUGCCAUCGCGGACCUCUAACACACCUGCUCGCGCCAGUGACUCCCCCGGUUCCGCGUGGAACGUCCGUCGGAGCCCUAGAACACAGCACCGAAGCAGCGCAGACUCGGAGUAACACCAGCGGCUUUUCUGUGCCUAUCGGCGAGGUUUGAAAGCGGAACGCUUCUCCUCACCCCUUGAGGCACACACACACACACACACACUCACUCUCACUCACGCAAUCUUCCGACAGCCAAAAGGAUUCCAUCUACAUGGGCAAGCGAUUGGAACAGCAACCAAUGUACCCCCAGUACACCUAUUACUACCCCCACUAUCUCCAGACCAAGCAGCCCUAUGCUCCACCCCCUCACCCUAUGGCUCCGCCUAGCCCCACCUCCAACAGCUGUAGCCAUGGCGGCGCCGAGCAGCUGAGCAAGACCAACCUGUACAUCCGCGGCCUGCCGCCCGGAACCACCGACCAGGACCUCAUCAAGCUCUGCCAACCGUAUGGAAAAAUUGUGUCAACCAAGGCCAUCCUGGACAAGAAUACUAACCAGUGCAAAGGCUAUGGCUUUGUGGACUUCGACAGCCCCGCGGCCGCACAGAAGGCUGUGUCCUCCCUCAAGGCCACCGGCGUCCAGGCUCAGAUGGCCAAGCAACAGGAGCAGGACCCCACUAACCUGUACAUCUCCAACCUGCCGGUGUCCAUGGACGAGCAGGAGCUGGAGAACAUGCUCAAGCCCUUCGGCCACGUCAUCUCCACGCGCAUCCUCCGAGACGCCAACGGGGUCAGCAGAGGGGUCGGCUUCGCCAGAAUGGAGUCUACUGAGAAGUGUGAAGUCGUCAUUCAGCAUUUCAACGGCAAAUACCUGAAGACACCUCCAGGCAUUCCAGGGUGUGGUGACGGAUGGAUCUCCCAGGCGGUCGCGCCCUCGUCACAGGAUGUUGGAGGGCAGCAGCAGCAACUCCAUGUGGAGACGGCUGGUGAGCACGUGCCCACCUACUCCUACCAGUCCAAAUAGCAACGGGACAGGGAGAAUGUACCUGUGACAGCAUUGCCUUGAGUCAGGGGUAGAAGAGGCCGCACUGAGACUGAGGAGAGAGGAACUGACGGAUUGCUUCCAGAUCGCCCGGGCACCCCCCCCCAAAAAAAGAGAAAAGACAAAAAAACAAACAAAAAAAAGAAAAAGAAAACUAGGGAAAAAAAUGUAAAAGA